CUGCACUCGAUCAGCUGCCAUCUAUCUCUAGUAGAAUUGUAAAGAAAAACCUUGAAAAAAGAAAACCUUCCAUGGCUUCCAAAUCUGUAUACAGCAUGGAAGAGUUCCUGGAAGUUAUUUCCCUGAAAGAACAGCUCUACUUUCAUGAGCUCCAACGCAAGCAGAGACAGUCGGGCUCUCGGGUUGGCGCCACGCAGGGAGUGCAUAACCUGAGUGAGGCUCUUGAGGAACUACACAUCAAAGAGCGGUUGUCAGCCCUUGAAAACAAGACGCGUGACCGAGAGUCUCCUUCUGUUCUCGAGUUGUUCGGUGAGCUUUGCUACACUGAACCUUCUCCUUCCUCCAAUGAUCCGCCGUCUAGCUCUUCAGCUCUGGUGCCUCCUGGUGGCUCUGAAGAAGCUUCCACCGUCGCUGGCGAUGGAGAAGAGGAAGAACCCUCUGAUGAGAUACGGGCCAAUGGUGCUAGCUAGUCAUCAGGGAAAUGGAAGGAAUGAGGGUAGGGUGUAGAUGUGAAGGGCAGCUAUGCUAGAUGAGGAAAGGGAGCCCGCGUGACAUCAUCAAAUGUGUAGAUUAGUUAACUAAGUUGUAACUGAGCUUAAGCUCCUUUUUUAUGCCAAUCUGGGUAUCAUUAAUGAAUCUCCAUGUCAGUUUAUUGUUACAUUUUUUUGCUUGAGCUUAAUUGCAAGUGUUUAAUAUUUGCAUGUGCGGGUAUAUAAUGGC
This is a messenger RNA of Cuscuta epithymum, 720 nucleotides long. The record is from the annotation of a GenBank genome assembly. NCBI's taxonomy places the organism in Eukaryota, Viridiplantae, Streptophyta, Magnoliopsida, Solanales, Convolvulaceae.